CAGCAUGUAUGUGAGCGUGUGCGAGCCAGCAGAGCCGCCUGUGUGUUUACAUGUCAGCCUAUCAGGGCUGCCGGAUUUAGCGCAUCUGGAGAGGACGGAGGCAUUUCUCAAAUGCCCCUCAGACGAGGGAUUCUCAUCGCUGCAAACGUCCCUCUUUCCCAUCUGAAUCUAGCCUAGUCUCGAGUCCUACAUCUCUGUCUCCAUGCUUUCGGAGGCAUUUUGAAUUUCCUUGGCAACAUGGAGCUGCCUGAAUUAGAAUUCUCUGCAUGACAGUCCUGGUAAGCAGUAGGAUGGUGUUUGGGGACACCGGAGGGCACUGCUACUUGGUGGCAUGCUGGCAGCCCAUCCUGAUCCUGAUGCUGGGCACCGUCCUCUCUGGCUCCACCACUGGUUGCCCCUCCCGAUGUGACUGCAAUGCUCAGGAGCGUUCAGUCGUGUGCCAUCGACGGAGACUGGCAGCUCUUCCUGAGGGUAUACCAACUGAAACGAGACUGCUAGACCUCAGCAAGAACCGCCUAAAAACCCUCGGUACCGAGGAGUUCAUUAAUUACCCUCAGCUGGAUGAGCUGCAACUUAACGAAAACACAAUUUCAUCCAUCGAGCCUGGGGCUUUCGGCAACCUAAUGAACCUUCGAAUCCUAGGUUUGCGCAGCAACCAGCUGAAGCUGAUUCAGCUCGGGGUGUUCACAGGUCUGACCAACCUUACACAACUGGAUAUAAGUGAGAACAAAAUUGUCAUUCUGCUUGACUAUAUGUUCCAGGAGCUGUAUAACCUGAGGGCUCUGGAGGUGGGGGACAAUGACCUUGUAUUCAUCUCACCACGAUCAUUUCAUGGCCUCAGCAACCUUGAAAGCCUCAACAUUGAGGGAUGCAAUCUGGCCUCAGUGCCCACUGAUGCCCUUAGCCAUCUGCAUAACCUGUUGUCACUUCGAUUACGCUAUUUAAAUGUAACUGUCAUAAGGGAUUACUCCUUUAAGAGGCUGUACCGGCUCAGAGUGCUGGAGAUUUCUCAUAUGCCUGCCCUGGAUACCAUGACCUCAAAAUGCUUGUUUGGACUCAAUCUCACAUCAUUGUCUAUCACAAGCUGUAAUCUCACUGUCAUACCCUACCAAGCCAUAAGUCACCUUAGAUAUCUUCGUUUUUUGAAUUUGUCAUUCAAUCCAAUUCGCACUGUUGAAGGGAACCAACUGCACAAUCUACAGAAGCUUCAGGCUUUUCAUCUGGCUGGGGGCAGAUUAGCUGCCAUAGAGCCCUACUCAUUCAGAGGACUCAACCACCUCCGUGUUCUCAAUGUUUCCAGCAACAGCUUGAGCACCCUGGAGGAGUCAGUGUUCCAUUCAGUGGGCAAUCUGGAGACCCUGGCUUUGUAUGACAACCCUUUGGCCUGUGAUUGUCGUUUGCUUUGGGUCUUCCGUCGGCGGUGGAGGCUCAACUUUAACAGACAACAGCCCAUGUGUGCAUCACCUGAGGUUGUGCAAGGAAAAGAGUUCAAGGACUUCCCAGACAUCCUCCCUUCUGACUAUUUCAUCUGUCAGAAAUCAAAGAUUGUGGAUUAUAAGGUUCAGGAGAGCCAUGUAGAUGAGGGAACUACGGUUCUCUUUGCUUGCCAAGCUGAGGGUGAUCCAGCCCCUGCAAUAAUGUGGCUUUCUCCUAAAAAGGAAUACAUUACUACUAAAACUGUGGGGUCAAGACUUUCUGUGUCUCAUGAGGGCACACUGGAGGUCCGUUACUCCCAAAUCCAGGACAAUGGCACCUACAUGUGCAUCGCAAGCAAUGCAGCCGGCAAUGACACAAAAGCUGCCCACCUUUUUGUGCAUAGUUACUCCCCUAAUUGGCCCCACCAGCCAAACAAGACAUUUGCCUUCAUUUCCAACCAGCCCAACGAUGAAGGUACUAAUGUAACUCGGGCCUCAGUUCCAUUUCCAUUUGAUGUAAAGACACUUAUAAUCGCAACCACCAUGGGAUUUAUCUCUUUCCUCGGAGUUGUCCUUUUCUGUCUUGUAAUAUUGUUCCUCUGGAGUAGAGGGAAAGACAAUACAAAGUCAAGUAUAGAGGUUGAAUAUGUACCCCGCAAAGAGGAAACCGAGGAGGCCAGUCCAACUGAGCCACCGGUACAAUUCAACAUGAAGAUCAUGUGAACCUCAAAAGGAGGCCAUGUAAGCUUACAAACUGCAGUCAGGAUGCAUACUAUCCUCGCUUCAAAUAAGUACUUGAUUUAAGAGCGAUAGAUACAUCUAUCAAACUACAUCUUGAAAAUAUACCCAACACAUUUUUUUACUUCAGGGACUGAAUCUUUAAAACAAAUGUUGAAUUUCAAAUAAUCCAAUUUCUGUAAAUUUGUAUUGGCAUUUCUCAAUCAGUAUGUUGACAUGCACUUAAAAACCCAAUUGCUGCGUGGAACCAAUUUGAGGUAAUGGGUCAAUGAUUUUUAUCAUGGAAAAUUUUGCCUUUAUAUGAAAGUUGAAGCUGAUAGGAAGUGAAAAAAAAGACAUCCAAAUAAGGGCCAGGGUGGAAUCAUACCCCUCAGCCCUUUGAGGACCAUUAAGCAUAAAUGGUAAAAGAUGAGCUACCAUGGGGCCUAAAUUGUUGUUAUACACACAUAAAGUUUAAUGCUUAAGCUCUCGAGUAUUUUCCUUCCCUCAGCACAAAUGAGAGAAAGAUGUUGUCGUCAGGGUCUUUAUCUUGUUUUUGUUUCUUUGUUCUGAUUGAUGUAAAAAGCACAAUAACCCAUUAGUACUCCAUAUCUGUUACUUGACAUGCUAAACUGAAAACAGUGUAUCUGUUAUAUUUUAUCCCAUCGAGCAAUUAGUAUGAGAUAAGUGAAGGGAGCAUUAUAGACAAACAAAACAAAAACAAAAAAAGAAGAAGGUAAACAUUAGGGGUGUACGCGUUUAGUCAACUAAACUAUUAAGCAUUGUCACCCUUAAUAGCCAGCACCUGAAUUACUAGUAAUAAUAAUCAUUUAUUUGCUGGCUCUCAAUGGCGGUUGAAUAUUAUGGCCAAACUGUAUUGCAACCUCCCACAACUAGCAAGGACUACCACCAGUCUAUAUGGCUACAGCCUUAGCUUGGCAAGAAAAAUUAACUGUAUUUCCAUAGACUGGUUGUAGCCCUGGCUAAUGGGCCUUCUAUUCUGGCUCUAGUGUCUGGAUUUAAUCAAGCACAAUGAAUGGAUGGCAUACCGUAAGGGCAUUUUGAUCAAGAAAAUUGAUAUACAAAUGUAUGCAGGUUGUGUCCAGUUAAACUGGCAUAUCAACCGGAAUAAUGUUGUAACCACAUUAGGACAGGAAUGUGGACAUUAACCUGCAAGGAGGACGAAAGGUCGGCAGCGCUAACACUACUAAUGUUAGCCACAUGAACCAAGUUACAGUAUUCACCCACAGUUUUAUUUUUGAGAGAAUUCAUUCUUUAUAACUAGUCAACACAAGCAAAUUAAUUAACUUUAAAAAUAAAAUAAUAAUAUUUUGUAUGUUCAAAAUAUUUAGUUUAAUUUUCAUUGAGACAUUCUUAGCUUUGUUCUCUGGAAUCAAAGAUGUAUUAAGAAUCAGUUGGUGCAUAAGAGAAAAAGGAGUGCACUUCACCACCCGUUGUGUCAGUGAGCAGUGGCCUUUAUUUUACAACAUCAUUAAACAGGGUUUUGAUUUUGUUUUUCUCCACAGUUUGGCACUGCUGUCUGGAAGAAACCAUGUCCAAAAUGUUCAAACAGAAGCACUUAUCUCCAUGACUUUUCGCAGAAUAAUGAUAACCAUUGUAUUUAAGUGCGUGUAUCAGUUAUAAUAACUGGAGGUUACUAUUACUGUGGUGAUUGUCAAAUGAGCAAGCAAGUGUGCAUGUUAACACACUGAAUAAGGAAAAUAAGCCAGUCCUACUGUAUUGUGCUCCUUUCUGCCAACAAAAGAAGUGUGUCCUUAAAUGUAUUGACAUGUCUGGCUAUACAUAUUUUUCUGUAUUUUAUUCUUUCCUUGUACAUUAUGCUAUGGCACAAUAGUAUUGCUUUUGAAGGCUGUGGUUUAUGAACAUAUUACCAUCUAAAGAGCAGAUUUUAAAAUGAGUCACCAGGUUUCAAGAAAAACUAAUUCCAAAGUGAGUUACUGCAUUACUCAGACUAUAAGAGAACAUUUAAUCAUCUAACUAACAAUCUUAUCCAGUGUAACUAAAUUCAUUUGUGUACACAUUUGGCAGCACAGGAAGUGAGAGCACACUGUCAAAGUCUGGGGGUCAUAUUGUCACCGAUGACUCUCAGAAAGUGGGAUAUUAUUAAUUUGUUCCCUUAAGUAGCCCAUUUCCAGAUUAGCAAUACCCAAUAUUAUUUGCAUAAAAUGAAGCAUAAUGCCUCAUACAGAUUUUAUGUUUUCUAAUUCAUUUCAUAGUCAGGGUCUGCUCAGAAGAUAAUGUGUUCAUUUACUUUUGAAGAACUUGUUUAAAAGGAUGGGCAGAUGGAAACUCUAUUAAAAUAAAUAACAUUUUA
Molecule: messenger RNA, 4467 nt
Organism: Labrus bergylta (ballan wrasse)
Lineage: Eukaryota; Metazoa; Chordata; Actinopteri; Labriformes; Labridae
Gene: lingo1b
Product: leucine rich repeat and Ig domain containing 1b
Cellular component (GO): plasma membrane
Molecular function (GO): protein binding
Source: RefSeq, a predicted model, not a curated record